CAUAGGUAGAUUCACAGCUUUGAUUUUGAAAGGGUUCGGAAUGCCCAGUGAUGCUCUCCCCUGCACUCUGUUUGAAUGUUAAUGUUUUCUUGAGGACGGUUUCAGACUCACUGAGAGGAUACUGCCUCUACUCACUGAAGCAGAAUCCUCGGAAGAGUUGCUGAGGCAGAACGGAAAUCAUGGCUUGCCUCAGAGAAGCAGCUGUAUUGGCUGCUAAUGACGCCUCGCACAGAAAGACGAUGCUCCUUUAACUAGAGGUUUUAAUGGGAAGUUUCUGAGCCUGAGAGACAACAGCUUUAGAGCUGGGGUGUGCCAUCAGCUGCUCGCAGCUACCUCUCUGGCUCCUGCUUGAACUCAGCCUAGCCGGGAAGAAUGGAAACCAGACAGGCUUUUAACUACCUGUAACUGUUUCACCAGGAGAUGAAUCAAGCGCUUGCCCAGCCAGAUCCAGUCUCCCCCCUCAUGUGAAACACCGGACCUUCUGAAAAGGUGACAAGAGUGUUCUGUUUUGUUUACAAGGGCUCAGAACUCAGGAGCAUCCUAAUCCGUGUUGCAGGUGUUAGGGAGAAGAUGAUGUUGAGAAAGAAAUACAGAGGAGACUGGGGCUCUGGCUAAAGAGCCAUGUCCCCCAAUAGCCCAGAGGCAACCGCAGCAGUAACAGACUCCACUCCCGAAUCCAAGCAGGCAUAUCUGCAGACUGACUCUGCAGGGAUGAGCAGAAAAGAAACCUUCCACACAGCAGUGUAGUGGAAAGACUCUGCAGAAACUGCCUGUUGACGUUUGGAGCUAACCAGUUUCACAUUUUUUUAAAAUAUUGCCUGUGAGCGUUCUAGUAUCCUAGAGUAUACAAUAAUAAUCACCCACAGCUGUCUCGUGAAUUUUUAAGCACUGGUCCUUGAAAAUCACAGUCCUGUGUCUGUAGUCAAUUCUUGGGCUAUUGGAGAACACUGCAACCCUUUAGAGACUCCAUGGAGCUUGACUUGAGAAAGGGGCAAACACAAUUGGACCUGGCAGAGAGAGAACACAGAUGCUCUGCAUGAUGGGGAAAUCCCGCUAGGGCCGGAUGCUGCCAUAACUCAGCCCCUCCAGGGAGCAGCCACCAUGAUCUCUGCAAACUGAUGAUGGAAGAAAGGGGAACCAGAAGAUACUGUGCUCUGGAUUCCCUGGAUGAUGGAUGGAGGACAGCCUGUCCCUUCACCCCUGGUACCCCUUGGGAACGGAUCAGAUUAUAGCAUGUCUCUGGAACAGAAAACAACAUUUGUUUUUGUGAUUCUGUUGUUCAUCUUUUUGGGUAUCCUCAUCGUCAGGUGCUUCCGGAUUCUUCUAGACCCAUAUCGGAGCAUGCCAACCUCAACCUGGGCUGACGGGCUUGAAGGUCUAGAGAAAGGGCAGUUUGACCAUGCCCUAGCUUAGCAGGGACACAGUAGGCUGCCCUCUCAAGGAGGCAAAGUGCUUUAUGUCUGAACAAAGCUUCCUCUUCGUUAAUGUUCUUAAUAAAUCUACUUUUAACCAUAAUUGGCCCUAGGACAACAACCCAUAAUUUCAUAAACAUGCUAUUGUGUUAAAGUUGUCUUAUUUGAGGAUAAUGGAAAGUUACAUUACAGCCCCCAAAUAGGAAGGUGCAAACAUUUGUGUUUACUCAGUGAAUGAAUAUUCUUGACUCUUUUGUAAAAAUCAAGCACACCACCAACACUUGUGUAGACUUCGCUGUCAAAUGAAGCAUUCUUCGCUCAGAACAGAAAAUAAAUAAAUGGAGAAGAUCAGGCAUGAGUCUGAGGACAAAUCACGCCUCUCAAUUUUACUUUGUGCACAUUUAGGUCCUGGGCAGAGUGAGGAAGCUUGUGUAGAGACCUUUCUCAAGGGACUACUUAUUUCAUACAAAGCAGAGAGCACUAGGAAGCAGUGGUGGGUUUAUGAAAAAGUUAUUUACUUGGUAACUCUGGAUGAGAAUGCUGUCAUUUUCAUUUUUAAAUAAUGUUAAACUCAAAGUUCACAGAGUUUUGAAACUACCAAUCCUGAUCCAAUCUCUGUAUUCCUAUAGCUAACACAUUUAAAUGCACUGGUGUAUAGUUUGAACCUAUUGUACUUAUAUUUCUGAUGGAACUAAUGGGUUACAAGCACAACUUCAAGGUUAUGUUUUGAAAGAAAGAUGAUCGCUUAAUGAGAAGUCUAUGGCUGUAAGAGAAGUAUGCAUUUUUAUGUGCAUAUGGUUACCAAAUAAAAAUUUCAAGAUGUA
Molecule: messenger RNA, 2236 nt
Organism: Arvicanthis niloticus (Nile rat)
Lineage: Eukaryota; Metazoa; Chordata; Mammalia; Rodentia; Muridae
Source: RefSeq, a predicted model, not a curated record